AUGGCACCGAGUGGACCUCCGACGGGCAGGAGCUCGGACCAGCGCUCCCAUCCACGUCUCGAACUACGAAAAUCUACCUCGAACUGCGGGCUGUUUCAUUGUGCAGAGCCUCAAUACUCUGCAUUCGACACUGCUCUCGAACAUGGACAUGAGAUGGACAUACCUCAAGCCAUCGAUGUACAGGUGCUGACGACAAGGCAGAAAGUGAUACCAACUACAGUGACUAACGGACAAGUCCCGGCUCUGGCAAUCCUAUAUCGUGGUUACGAAUGGGCAUGA
Messenger RNA from Rasamsonia emersonii CBS 393.64, 279 nucleotides. RefSeq lists its product as uncharacterized. Bases 1 to 279 code for a protein of 92 amino acids. NCBI's taxonomy places the organism in Eukaryota, Fungi, Ascomycota, Eurotiomycetes, Eurotiales, Trichocomaceae. The transcript has 2 exons. The record is from RefSeq and is a predicted model, not a curated record.